AUGAAGACGUCCGCUCUUUACGCCGGCACGGUGGCCCUGCUGUCGCUGCUGCCGUCCGGAGUCCUUGCGCAGGUCCGGCUGCCCUUUGGACGCCACUCAGCCGGGGUGCAGGACGGGCACGCAGCCACAACACGCCAGCGCCGCUCGUUUCCCGUUCCCCUUUUCAGCGCCGAGGGGACGUACGUCGUCAACGCAACGGUCGGCACGCCGCCCCAGAAUGUGUCCUUCGCCCUCACUGUGUCGGCGGACGAGUCGUGGGUACCGGAUGCGCAGUACUGCCAUGCGUCGUAUCGUGACUGCCUCUAUGGAUCAUUCAAUCACAAUGAGUCCUCCACUUUUGUGCGGCCGGGAACAGGCAGUUUCUCUGCAUACUAUCAGGACGACACCUAUGCCUACGGUGACAGGAUACGAGAAACCAUUGGAUUUCCUGGCGGUCCAAGUGUGACGAACUUGACCAUGGGCUUGGCGCAGCAGACCGAUCUUUGGCUGGGUGUCAUGGCACUCGGGUACAACGACAGCUACUCAGUCGCAAAUAUACCCGACCGCCUCUUGGCAGAAGGUCUAAUCAACUCGACAGCAUAUAGCAUGUGGCUCGACGAGGAAGAUGCUGUGUCUGGCCAACUGCUCCUUGGCGCCGUCGAUAAGUCUGCUUACGACGGAACUUUGAAGCGCAUUUCUGCACCGCGGAAUCAACACAUUAUUGAGGAUGACACCACCUACACCCAAAUUUCGAAUACGUUCGACGUCUACAUCCAAGCCGUCAAUGCAAGCAAGUCAUCCGACCCCGCAGUGGCGCCCCUCAUCCAGAACACCACGGCAAUGCCAUUGGUAACUAUCGAUCCCACAUUCACCAUCUCGGUUCUACCGGAAGAUCUCGCAACCGCUAUGUGGACGUUAGCUGGAGCCACCUAUUCCGAGACCUACGAUGCCCCAAUCCUGCCCUGCUCUUACCGCAAUAAUACCACCGCGCAUAUCUCUCUGCAACUGGAUAGUGUCGGCGUUGAUGGCGGUCCUGUGCUCAACGUCCCUCUUUCUGACCUUGUCCUUCCAGAAGAUACUUGGACGCGCAGAAUUUGGGACUACGACACGGACACGCGUGUUGACUGGUGUCUCUUCGGGGUGCAGAGCAUCAACGCGACUUCGUAUUCCAGUUACCGCAACAGCUGGACCCUCGGUGCCGGCAUGCUGAAGCGCCAGUAUGUCGUCUUCGACCUUGCUAACGAAGAUAUCGCCAUGGCACCCGUGAAAUGGUUGAGCGCCCAGACAGGACCCGGCGAAGAUGUGGUUCCUUUCUCUACUUACGGCGCCAUGAUACCUGGUUCAACAGGAAAUACCAGCAAAUGCUAUGCUGACGAUGAUGACUGUUCCAGCUCCCGUUCAUCACAUGGCAGUGGUUCCGGUAGCAGCAGUGGCAGCGAUGAGUCCGUCGAGCUAGAGCGCCAUUAUAUUGGGAUGAUCGCCGGGUUCAGUGUCCUUGGCGCUGUCAUGCUUGGCAUUGCUAUAUGGGGCAUUGUUCAGUGUUGUCGUGAUAGUAAUAAGUAUGGCCCUGAUGGAGCUCUAACAGAGAAGGGGUCCCUGGAGCCGGAAGCUGCCUCUGCUCAAAACACCAGCGCGAGCCCGCAACAGGAAGUUGGACAGGGAGAAACAUCACCUCCUACGGCAAGAGAACAGUCAUAG
Neoarthrinium moseri is the source of this 1677-nucleotide messenger RNA. RefSeq lists its product as uncharacterized. The record is from RefSeq and is a predicted model, not a curated record. Gene Ontology annotation, biological process: proteolysis. Gene Ontology annotation, molecular function: aspartic-type endopeptidase activity. The transcript has a single exon. NCBI's taxonomy places the organism in Eukaryota, Fungi, Ascomycota, Sordariomycetes, Amphisphaeriales, Apiosporaceae. Bases 1 to 1677 code for a protein of 558 amino acids.